AUGAGUGGAAUUUCAGCUGGCGACGAAGGGGCGGGGUGCACCCCUUUGCGCCCCGCUUCUCAGGACACCCGCGAGUCUUCUCCCGAUACCUCUUCUCCCGAUACCUCUUCUCCCGAUACCUCUUCUCCCGAUACCUCCUCUCCCGAGACUUCUCCCGAUACCUCUUCUCCCGAUACCUCCUCUCCCGAGACUUCUCCCGAUACCUCCUCUCCCGAUACCUCUCCCGAGACUUCUCCCGAUACCUCUCCCGAGACGUCUCGGUCGCUCUCGGCCCCGCACGCGCCGCGCCUCGCCUCCCGCGCCGAGGCGUCGUCCUCGUCUGCGCCGUCCUCUUCGCUCUUCGGCUCGGCCUCCGCGAGAGGCGGCCUGGGCGACGCUGAGGCGAGCGAGCGGGCUGAAAAACCGGCUGUCCCUCCCGCGGAGACAGCUCGGGCGCGGUUCGCCCGCGUCGCCUCGCUGCGCCGGCAGGCCCCGCGCCCCGCAGUCUCUGGCGGCGAAAGGAAAGAUGCGUGCGCGGCUCUCGAGCGCGACGAGGAUUUCCCCGGCGUCAGACGGGUGACGACCGACUUGCCCAUCUCGCCGCUCGCCCGCUACGGAGACAGCGCGGCGGGGACUGUCGGCGUGGGCGGCUUCUUUCUGCGGGGUCGCUGGGCGGGUUCAGGCCGGUUGGGCGAGGCUCGCGGGUUCUCGCCCCGGGAGACAGCCUCGCCCCCCGGCGGGCGUCUCUCGCCCAGCACGCCGCCCAAACCGGCUCGCGGCGACCGGCGGCAGCGCGCGAAGGAGCCACGGGAAGGCGCGCAAACGCCGAGCCUCGCCUCGGGGCGGCCUCGGCUGGGGGACCGUCGCCGCUUCAGCGACUGCAGCGAGUCCAGCACAGUCGCAGAUUUCGGGACGGGCACGCCGAGCCUGGUGAGCUCGGGGAGCGUUCUCUGCUCCUCGCCUCGGCGCAUGAGCAGCAUGAGCGACAGUGUGCCCCGACGCCGCCUGCGGAGCGCGGGCCAGAGUCGCCGCGGCUCUUGGGAUGUCUACACACUCGAUGACCACAACCUGUUUGAGGGAGCGAGCGAGGAAGAAGACGAAGCGGCGAGCCCAGAGAGGGAAGAGAAGGACCCGUCUGGCGGGCACGCGGAAACGGAAGGCGACGGGGACUCCAAGGAGACAGAGAAAGAAGAACACGACGAGGAGACCGAGGUGAGGCAAGAAGCACCGACGGACGUGGAGGCAACGGUCCUCGUGGACGGGGACGAGAACGAACCGGGCGGAACGGACGCGGAUGGGGCGCGGGAGGGAGACAAAGGAGAGCACAAUCAGGCAGACGACAGGGGAUCAGCCCGUGCUGGAGGCGACGGCAACGCCCACAUGUCCGGCUCCCCGCACAACGAGGCCGCACCCUCCAGCAUGGGCGCGGAGGACGCCUCGCGAACGCGCACCUCGGACGCGAGUCAGAGCAGAGAGGAGGAACCAGCCGAUGCGGGGUCGAGCCCCCGGGGGGAUGGGGCGUCGAACUGGGCACCUGUCCAGGUCGCCGAGACGCCUGAGCAGAGAGACUCCGGACUCCCCCAGGUGGACUGCGCCGAGGUCGACGUCGUCCCUGAGGCUGUCUCGGAGGAAGGCCCAGACGAAUCUCGCCAUCAAGGUGAGAAGGCGUAUCUUGACCCUCCCGCGGCCGGUCCUGCGCGCCGUGAGGACGAGAGUGGCGAACGUCUCUUAGGCGCGGAGGCGGAGCCUCGCGACACGCACACGGAGGCGUUGUGGGAACCUCGAGACGCCCCCGUCCAGCGCGCGCCUGUUUCGCACCUGCCUGCUGCGGAGCCGGCGUUCGCAGGCGAGCGGGCCUCGAGGCAUGCGCGGGAGUUCUCGGACUUGUGGGGACAGGGCGACGCGCGGAUCCUGUUGAAUCACGGGAGCUCCGACGUCGUUGCGCGCCUGAUGGGGUGGGGCGGGUUGGGCCCGGUCGCGAAGGCACCAGCGGCCGGCCUCCAGUCCCGCUUGCCGCCGUUGCGUCGCCACGGGUCGGCGCAUGCACUUCGGUUUCCGGUCGAGGGAUCGAGGCCGUCGGGCGAGGGGAGGCGCCCAUUUGCGCAGCGGCCGGCGCUCACGACUCGCGUUCCCUCGAAGAAGGAAGAGGAGGAGAUGAAGCAGCUGGGACGAGACCUCGCCGCGUUUCUGGUCUCGUCCUUGCCGCUCCUCCAGGAUCCAGCGUACACAGCGGCGCUUCGCGCACUUCUCGUCGCCCACCCGAUGAUGGCGCGCGCGAGUCUCCAGGUGCCGGCCUCGGCACUCGCGAGUUUGAGCCAGAGUCUGGACAUUCUUCUGCAGCCUGAGACGGGCCGAGACGCGGGAACGCCCUCGUCCUCGCCGACCUCGGCGUUCGCGUCGUUCUCCUCCUCCCCAGACAGCAACCCUUGGGACUUCACAGCUCAGCCCUGUCCGUUUUCCGAGGCGCCCGAGGGGAGCGCGAGCGGCCGGAGCUUCAGCCAGAGCGGUCUCCCGCCGCACGUGGAGUCGCUGGGCGCGGGCUUGCCUGGCCGAGCGUCGGGACCUUGCGGCGCGCAGAGUUCCUCUCGCCCUGCGGACCCCGCAGCCCAGAGCGGCCUCGGAGCCUGGCGACCUGCGGACGUCCAGACAAGUCUCGCAGUGGCUGGGGGGGACGGCGCCGCGGCCGACACGAGCGCUCGGCACCAGACGCGCCUGUGGAUCUCGCGGGCACUCGCGCACGUCUCCGACCUGAUCACCGAGCAACAAGAUCUGAUUUCCCAGGAUGUGCUGCAGGCAAACGGCGACGGCGCGGCCGGGGCCCGGGCGCUCUCCGUCCCGAACCACCCUCGGCCAGGAGCCUUCCCCUCCCAGUCGGCCUUCGGCCCCGCGAGCGCCCGCGCACAGGGGACAGUCGACGUGCGACGCACACACGCCUUUGUCUCGUCCGGGAAUGCACAGAGCGCCGCAGGCGCACACACAGCCUACGGUGCGACCGACGGUGCUCCCCUGGCAAGCGCCCCAGCGUACCCUUACUCGCAUCUGCCGAUCUCGCAGGCUGCGGGCGCGCAUCCUGCGGGUGCGCAUGCGGGACUGUCCUGGGCUCCGCCCAGAUCCGCGGGGAACCCCGCGGAUGAACUCGUGUCGGUGCGGAACACGGCCGCUGCUUUCGUGUAUGGAGCCGCCGACGCAGAGCGGCUGGACGCGCAAGAGGGGGGAGGCGCGCCGCAUGCAUUCCCGAACUAUCCCGCGCCGACCGCAGCCGAGACGAGUUUGCCUGGACAUUUGCGACGCGAGGUCGGAUAUGAGCAGCCUGUGGAGGCUGCGCGUUUCCGCGCGGGUUGCGACCUCGCCAGAGCGAGCGGCGUCGGCGACGGCUCCGGGGUGACACGGCUCGAGAACGUGACGAGAAGGCCCAUACCGGGGAAGACGGUUGACUCUCUGCCAAGCGAGAGAAGAAGCCUGGAGUACGGCAGGCCGCUGUCUCUCGACGACAGCCGCCUCGGCCCGGCGCCGUCGCAUCUUGGCAUCGAAGACCAGCACGCGUACAACAGGGCGAUGGAGCGCAACCUUCGCCUGGCCCUGUUGCUGCCGUGGGCAACCCAGAAUCCUGAGCCUUCCGUCGCGGCAUUUCGCGCUGUCCCUCUUGGGCCCGUGGCCUCGGAGCCGACCGCGCUCCCCCUGAACGGCGACGCGCACCGGGAGGAUCUGCCGUCGACGGGGCCAGGAGUCUACGGGUCCGCUGGCGGCGUCGGACGUCAAACCGGCGAUCAGGUCGCCGCGAGGUCCGAAGUCGCCUUCCGUCCGCUGCUGGAGCCGGGGCUACUUGCGCCUGGAGGUGAGACGCAUGCUAGGCGCGAGAUGCUCCUGAACGAGGCUCCACGGCCUCCGGCAUUUGCCCAUGCCAAUGCGAGCGCGUUCCCCGCACUAAGCUCAACUCGGCAGUUCGCGCAGGGCGCAGUACCGCCGGCGAGCGGCCACGCCGGCCUCGCGCAGCCUGCGUGGGAGCGCCAGGAGCCGGAUCUGAGGAGCGACGAGCGCGCGGCAGUCGAGAGGUGGGUGCGCGACGCUCCGACGCUGGCCGAGCCGAGGGCGCGGGAACGGGAGACCCCAGCGAGAGUCACGGAGCGCGUGCGGGUGCUUGAGUUGGUGGGCCAGCUCCAGUACCACGUGGGGCGAAUCGCGGCGUCGAUCUCGAAGGUCCAACCAGUCUCCCAGGCGCUGUGUGCACAGGCGGCGCACGCGGCGCGAGCGCUGAAGACCAGCGCGAAGGGUGCGAGGGGAAACGAGGCGGCGUUCGCAGCGGAGUUCGCGGCACAGGAGCCGCGGAGCAACCCGGACGCACAAGACCGUUGCCCGGUCUCUCACUCCCUCGCACGUCUCCCGGAACGCGCGCUGCAUGCGUUUUCCCAAGGCGCGACUGUGUCUGACGAGCUGCCGGGGACGGGCGGCGUGCCGUUCCGCGCAGCGGCCGCGGCCGAGGCACGCAGAGGGGAGGGAGGGGACGGGACAGCAUACGAACUGCAUGCGCUCGACCAGCGACAGUGUGAAAGGUUGCACACCUUGGCCUUGGCCGAGUAUGCGAAGCUGGUGCGGUCAGACGCUCCGGGUGCCGAGGCGUUCCCCCCGCGCGUCGCGCCUUCGGGCCUGGAGAUGUUUCAGAGAGCGUCGGGUGCGAGACACGUCGGCUCUGAAGUCGACGCGUCUCGCGUUCAAGUGUCUGUUCGUGCUCACAGGUCGUUCCCGUCGGGGCCCAUCACUUCGGAAGAGAUUGCGGCGCUCGCUCGGGGAAGCGACAACGCCGCUUCGCUGUGGGUACACCCGGGACCUGGCAGGGCGUUCUGCGACGCCCCGCCACAGCACGCGGCUGUCUGUGGCUUCGGCCCUCAUGCGCCCAGAGACGCGUUCCGCCCUGCUCUCGCUAGCGCGCAAGCGCGGUACGUGGCGCCGCGCACGGACGAGAGGCCGAAAGAGGUUACGCGCGACAACAAUGACGCGAGCGAGGCGAAGGCCCUGCUGCGGCUGAUCCCCGACCUGUACACGCGCCAUCCACCGGCCCUUGGGCUCCUCCUCCACGACUCGGUUCUCCCCGUUUUCUUUCCGUUGCAUGUGGCGGAAGUCGCAGCCCUCGCGGCCUUGGUGCUCCAGCAGCCGCCGCGAGUCGCCGCAGUUCUGGACGAGGCGUGUCUCUUCGCCGUCGUGGUGUCUCGGGCCGAGAAGGCGAAGCUUAAACGCAUGUGCGCGUGCGAGACGUCAGCCGCUCCAGCGCGAAGCGGCGACCCCUGCAGACGGGAGCGCGGCGCAGAGCGCACAGAGGCACACGGGGCUGGGGGCGCAGCGACAACGGCGUGCGUGUCCAGCGGUGUCGGAGACCGAUCCUCCAAACUGUGGGGAGCGCCGGAGGCGCGCGAGUGUCCGCUGGAGAACGGAACGGCGUGUCCCGUGGGAGACGAGCCGCGCGAGAAGCGAGAAGAUCUCUGCGGGGUGCGAGGUGAGAAAGCGGCUGCAACUUGGACAUGCCCGAGAAGCCCCUGGCGGGCGUCUGAGGGCGAGACGGUGACGAGGUGGGAUGAAGCGACUCUGACAGAAGGCGUCGAGGCGGAACAGGCUGUCUUCUCGGGCACUGGCCAUCCCUCUGGAGGACCAGGCGCCGCGAAUGCUCGAGAGACUUGCGUCUCCGCCUCGCUUGCGGUCGACGCGUGUCUCUCUGGCGAGGGGUCGGAGACUCUCGACCCCACAGAGUUUGGCCUGGACGCGCCUGUUCCCGAGUGGGGCGACGCACGUCGCCCGUUGUCGAGCCCUGUCGCGGGGGCUCAACUCGCUGUCUCCGCCGAGGCAGAGAGUCGGAGACACCGGGACACGGCACGGCAGUUCGCACCUCGCAUCUACUCCUCUUCGGCCCCGCCGUUCCAGAGGGCAUCUUACGCAGUGCAGUCCUUCCGCCCUGCGCGUUCGGAGAGGCCUCGUGCGCCGCCCACCGCUGGGGCGCCUCAUUUUGGUUGCGGAGCUCGCGAGGAGGCGGCGCGGCCGGUUGGCGAGUGGGAGACGGAAGGCCGAGAAGAGCUCGAGCUCGAGGAGUUGUCUCCGUCGCAGGACACCGAGUGUCGCGAGUUCGCAGGUAUGCAUGCCGCCUGCGUCGUCACCCACGAGGGAGACGCGACACAUGCCUACAGAGGAGUGUCGGGCGCCGAGGGCGAUGCGGAUGCGCCAGGGAGACUGUGUGUGGAGACGGACGAGCCUUGGCGCGCGGAGUCCUCCCGUUCCCCCUCACUUCCCACGUCCUGCGCCACAUACGGCGUUUCAAGAGGCGAGACUUCAGCUUCCGAUGCUCAGUCGGCGCGCGGCCUGUACAGGGAUUUGUGGCGACUCUUUGCGGGACAGCACCUGCCGUCGGUGUCGAUCCGAGAGUACGUGUUGCGCCUCCAGCGGUUUUCCCAAAUCUCCGCCCACGAGGCGUUGAUUGCUUUCGUCUUGAUCUCACGGGUUCUCACCCGCCAUCCGCAUCUCCCGUUCUGCGCUCGGAACGCGCACCGCCUCCUCCUCACGGCCUUCAUGACGGUCACCAAAGCGCACUCCGACCGGUUCUACACGAACGGAUUGUGGGCCAAGUUUGGGGGCAUCUCCGUCGGGGAGUUGAAUCGUCUCGAGCACGCGUUUCUCCUGCUGCUCGACCACCGGUGCCUCGUCACGCUCGACGAAUUCUGCGCCGCCUUCUGCCUCGUGAAGGAAGUCUCCAGCGCCUUCCCUGUGGACUUGGUACGCGCCGUCGCAGCGGAGACGCAGGCACCUGGAAUGCCCGAGUCGAACCUGCGACUCAAGAGAGGCCACGAGACGCCUGCAUGCGCCGAGGCCCCGCCCAGCAACCCUUUCGCCUUAGGCCCGAGCGCGAACCCAGCGGCGACUGCGCGGCCCCGCGCGUAUCCGGAGGCGUUUGCCUGUUCGCGCUGUGGGUUCACCUCCUGUGCAUGUGGGGUGUCGUGGAAUGGAUCCUCUCGCCCUUCCGUAGAACGCGCGUUCUUGCCAGGGUGUGGAGGCGGACGUGCGCGAGCGGCCUCGGAGUGGGACGUACCUGGCGGGCGAGAAGACCUCGGCGCUUCGUCGUCGAUAGAGCGCGGCUGGCGCGCGUCUCUCAGUGGAACGACGGCUCGGGCGGAACGCGUCGGAGACGCCGUGUCCGCGCUGGGAUCUGUGAACCCCGAACGCGUCGGAGACGCCGUGUCCGCGCUGGGAUCUGUGAACCCCGAACGCGUCGGAGACGCCGUGUCCGCGCUGGGAUCUGUGAACCCCGAACGCGAGGGGGUCUGGGACACAGCGCACCGAGGGCAGUCUGGAGACUCUGUGAGCUGUUUUGCCGCACGAGGCGCGGGAGGACCGGCUGUGCGCGUCGCUUCGGGGCAUCUCGGACUUCCAGUUGAGCCGACCCCGUCGCGGGUUUUGGAAGAAGCCCUCUGGAGGGUGUCGCGAGGAGAGCCGCUUCCGGAGCGCCUCUGGUCGUCUGCCGACUCGGGUGCAAAACCUAACGGCGCGCGCUGUGGCGAAAUCGAAGAGACAGGGACCGUCUGGGGGGACUACCAGGCGCAGCCGCCCGUUGCCGAUGGGCAUCGACCGGCGGGCGGGUCCGAGAUCUGCGGUGACUCUGGAGCCGUGCGCGGCCGCGGGUCUCGCCAGGAGUCCGAUGUGGCCCCAGGCGAACACGUCGGCGUACCAGACGCGUUGGAGGCUGCAUGCAGGGAUGCAGUGGACCCCGAGUUUUACGAGCGCCUGCUGGUGCUGAGGACAUUCCCAUUCUCGUUCCUGAAUGCGCAGAUUCAGAGACGAGAGCGGCAACGUGGAGCGCGCGACGGCCUCGGAGCGCAGGGAGGGGGGCCUGGACCGGAGACGAUGCGGGACGGCUCAGACGCGGCUGGGUUGUGGGUUUCCCAGCCGUCGCGUGGCGUUGAAAGCGACCGGUUUCCGGGGGACCGACAAGCGACUGUGGGCACGCGCCCUGGAUACGAUCGGAACCCGAGGCACGAAACCUACGAAGACAGGUUCCGACACUUUGAGAAGUUCCUGACACCAGGCGACUGGCUGUUGAUGGAAAACCCACUGGCAAAUUUACUCUUCUGCCCUCAUCCAGCAGUCGAGAAGAUGUGCGGUUAG
Neospora caninum is the source of this 8118-nucleotide messenger RNA. RefSeq lists its product as hypothetical. The record is from RefSeq and is a predicted model, not a curated record. The transcript has a single exon. NCBI's taxonomy places the organism in Eukaryota, Apicomplexa, Conoidasida, Eucoccidiorida, Sarcocystidae. Gene Ontology annotation, biological process: regulation of cyclin-dependent protein serine/threonine kinase activity. Bases 1 to 8118 code for a protein of 2705 amino acids. Gene Ontology annotation, molecular function: protein kinase binding.